UUGGCCAAAAAAAAGAAAGAAGAAACAACUCAUAAAAAGAAAAUGCCUAAUCAUUAUUUAGAACCUCAAGGGACUGAGUAUACCAUUCAUAUCUGCAUUUGUUACCCACACUCCUAUAUAAAUUUGUCUAAAAUUAGCAAAAGAUAGUUUGACCUGGGAGAAUCUGUAAAUUCUUCACUCUUCACUAUCUCAAAUACUUUCCUUUUUCUUUUCUUUUCUUUAAAGUUAACUGCAUUAGUAAAACAAGGGGAUUAGAGGAUCUUAAAUGCAUUAUAUUUACCAAAAAUGGACUAUGAUGAUGUAAUCAGGUAUUUUCUUGCCAUGCGGUGUUACUGUUUAAUGGAAAAUUCCAAAGCGUCUAUUCCUUGGAGGAUGAUGCCAAAUUGCUCUCUAAGUCUUGGACUCGUUUCCAAAAAUGGACUGUGCGAUGAUGUAAUGGGGUUUGUUUUAUGGUUCUUUCUAUCUUGGUAGAUCAGGUUGAAUGUUGGAAUUCAUGUUCAACCUACGAGAUCAGGUUUAAGAAUGCAUGUAUGUCCAAUCUGUAAAAGGGUCAGUGGAGCUUGGCACAUUUACAGUUAAAUGAGUCUAGUUAGACUUGAUGAAUUUUUAACUGAGUCGAUUGGGUGAGAGAGUAAUGGAUUCUGGGUUGGGUUUUGGUGGGAAUUUUUAACUGAGCUAUCGGCAUUUAUCUUGUGCAGAUACCUUGCACCUGAGUGUGCAGAGAAUGGCAUAGUUUAUGUAAGGACAGAUGUUUAUUCAUUUGGAAUUGUUAUGUUGCAACUGAUAUCAGGAUGCAAUGUGAUCGAUGAAAAUCAAGAAGAGCAAAGCCAGUCUCUACUUCAAUGGGCAGAAGUGCUGAUCGAAAAGCUUGCAUUACAUGAACUGAUUAAUCCUCAUAUUGGAAAAUCCUACGACACAUACGAACUGUACCAUAUGGCUAGGACAACGUACUUUUGUGUUAGGAGAAGGCUAGAAAUGCGCCCUUCCAUGGGACAAGUGGGGAGAAGUCAAGCUAUAGGGCCAGUUAGGAUUAGAAGGGAUGCUAUAGCUCGUGCUAUGCGGGGUUGGCACUCUCAACGUCUUCUUAGCAAUGGUUAUGCUGGCGACUCACCUAUCAAGGAGGAUUUAUAGGAUCGUUCAACCCCUGGGCUAUGCACAUUUAUACUUUGGCUUUCAGUUCUGACAAGUUGGGCCUGUGUUCCGAUGGCUCAGACCAUUAGUCUAUUGCGUGUGAUCAUGGAAGGUUUAUGCAUUGACAAUCUCUUGGAGAGGACAAUCCUCAUCCUUCCAUUUGUAGUAUACAAUAGAUGGUCAAGAAGAGAAAUAAAUCAAAAGGCCAUAUUUUGGCUGAAUGGUACUCAAUGGUGUAUAAGCAUAGGUUGUGGCUGUGAAUGACCCAUGCUUAUACCUUCUCUUGCAGACAUUUGUGUAAUUUGCAUUCUCUAGGGGCCUUAUUAGCAACCUCCAGUUUGUGCCAUUAUCACUUUUAUCUUCCACUUUAUUUCAUGUUGCUAGGUGGUGUCUGAACCUUGGAAUUACGCAUUUCUGCUGCAUUGUAGGAAUAUGAGUAAUGUAUUGAAUGCAAGGGACUAAUUUUCCA
Molecule: messenger RNA, 1600 nt
Organism: Magnolia sinica
Lineage: Eukaryota; Viridiplantae; Streptophyta; Magnoliopsida; Magnoliales; Magnoliaceae
Product: proline-rich receptor-like protein kinase PERK8
Exons: 4
Coding region: 772-1131 (119 amino acids)
Source: RefSeq, a predicted model, not a curated record